AUGGCGUCCCGCGCGGCGGUGCUGCUCAUGGCCGUGGUGGCCGUGCUGUUCGCCGCGUCGGCGUCGGCGCAGGAGCUGGACCUGGGCGUGCCGCCCGCGCCGGCGCCCGUCACGGGCGCCGCAGCGGGGACCGCGGCGUCGGCCCUGGCCCUGGCUUGCUCUGCCGUCUUCUCCAUCCUCGUCGCCGGUGGCCUCAUGCAGUAG
Molecule: messenger RNA, 204 nt
Organism: Miscanthus lutarioriparius
Lineage: Eukaryota; Viridiplantae; Streptophyta; Magnoliopsida; Poales; Poaceae
Source: the annotation of a GenBank genome assembly